CCAGUUGUUCGUCCCACAUUUUAUUCGGUAACGGCGUCUCGUCGCUACGGUUCUCUCUCUCUCUCUCUGUGUUCCUGAGAAAGUGUGUGUGAGCUCCAGCACUACUGAUCCAUCAUCUGUGUGUUUGGAUAAACCUCUGAAUGGACUGUGUGCUCUUUUUUCUGGAGCGUUUACCUCGGACUAUAGGAGCUAGCUUAGCAUGCUAGCUGGAAACACGUUAGCAACGCCAGUCAGAUUGAGAGUUUGAUGGAGAGAGAAACGGUGUGUUUAACGGAGUUUGCAGGAAAAAGGUGAUCUAGUAAACAUGAGUAAAGUCCAAAUGCUGCUGUCGUUGAAGAAGCAGCGACUCACUGCUGCUGCUGAAGAGAUAUUUGCUUUGUUUGAAAAAACGAUAGCCGAGCUCGAAGAGGAGCUGUCUCUUUCCAAAGAGGAGAACAAGAGACUCCAGAAACUUCUGGACGCUGUUUUACAGCCUCAGCUUCGGAUACACAGAGCAGAUGUCCAGCUGCUGGUGGUGGUUAAAGAAGAGUUUCUCCCUGACCAGCAGGAGUGGAGCACCAGUCUGGACCCGGAGGAUCCAGAGCCCCCCCCACACAUUAAGCAGGGACAGGAGGAACUCAGGAUCAGUCAGGAGGGAGAGCAGCUUCAGGAGCUGGAGGAGGCUGAGAUCACCAAGUCCACUUUCACUCCUGACCCUGUGAAGAGUGAAGAUGAUAAAGAGAAACCUCAGUCCUCUCAGCCUCAUCAAAGACAAACUGAACACAUGGAAACAGAAGCUGAUGGAGAUGACUGUCGAGGACCAGAACCAGCCAGGAGCUCAGAUCCAGAGAGCAGUUUACAACCAAAGACUGAGGAUGACACUGGAGACUCUUCUGAACCUGGCACUGAAGACUGUGCUGAUUGGAAGGAGGCCAGAGAACCUGCAUCAGGCUCACACUCACUGAAAAAUAGACAUGAAUCAGUCAGUGAUCCACAACCUAGUGCUGAAAAUAAACCAUUCAGCUGCACAGUCUGUAAGAAAGCUUUUUCACAGAGUGGGAAUUUAAAAGCACACACGAGAGUCCACACAGGAGAGAAACCAUUCAGCUGCUCAGUCUGUAAGAAAGCUUUUUCACGAAGUGCACAUUUAAAGGCACACACGAGAGUCCACACAGGAGAGAAACCACACAGCUGCUCAGUCUGUAAGAAAGCUUUUUCACGAAGUGCGCAUUUAAAGGAACACACGAGAGUCCACACAGGAGAGAAACCAUUCAGCUGCUCAGUCUGUAAGAAAGCUUUUUCACAAAGUGCACAUUUAAAGGCACACACGAGAGUCCACACAGGAGAGAAACCACACAGCUGCUCAGUCUGUAAGAAAGCUUUUUCACGAAGUGCACAUUUAAAGGCACACACGAGAGUCCACACAGGAGAGAAACCACACAGCUGCUCAGUCUGUAAGAAAGCUUUUUCACAGAGUGCACAUCUAAAGGACCACUGGAGAGUCCACGCAGGACAGAAACCAUUCAGCUGCUCAGUCUGUAAGAAAGCUUUUUCAAAUAGUGGAAAUUUAAAGAAACACACGAGAGUCCACACAGGAGAGAAAGCACACAGCUGCUCAGUCUGUAAGAAAGCUUUUUCACAGAGUGCAGAUUUAAAGGCACACAUGAGAGUCCACACAGGAGAGAAACCACACAGCUGCUCAGUUUGUAAGAAAGCUUUUUCACUGAGUGGAAAUUUAAAGACACACAUGAGAGUCCACACAGGAGAGAAAGCACACAGCUGCUCAGUCUGUAAGAAAGCUUUUUCACGAAGUGCACAUUUAAAGGCACACACGAGAGUCCACACAGGAGAGAAACCACACAGCUGCUCAGUCUGUAAGAAAGCUUUUUCACGAAGUGCACAUUUAAAGGCACACACGAGAGUCCACACAGGAGAGAAACCACACAGCUGCUCAGUCUGUAAGAAAGCUUUUUCACAGAGUGCACAUCUAAAGGACCACUCGAGAGUCCACGCAGGACAGAAACCAUUCAGCUGCUCAGUCUGUAAGAAAGCUUUUUCAAAUAGUGGAAAUUUAAAGAAACACAUGAGAGUCCACACAGGAGAGAAAGCACACAGCUGCUCAGUCUGUAAGAAAGCUUUUUCACAGAGUGCAGAUUUAAAGGCACACAUGAGAGUCCACACAGGAGAGAAACCACACAGCUGCUCAGUCUGUAAGAAAGCUUUUUCACUGAGUGGAAAUUUAAAGACACACAUGAGAGUCCACACAGGAGAGAAAGCACACAGCUGCUCAGUCUGUAAGAAAGCUUUUUCACGAAGUGCACAUUUAAAGGCACACAGGAGAGUCCACACAGGAGAGAAACCACACAGCUGCUCAGUCUGUAAGAAAGCUUUUUCACAGAGUGCACAUCUAAAGGACCACUCGAGAGUCCACGCAGGAGAGAAACCAUUCAGCUGCUCAGUCUGUAAGAAAGCUUUUUCAAAUAGUGGAAAUUUAAAGAAACACACGAGAGUCCACACAGGAGAGAAAGCACACAGCUGCUCAGUCUGUAAGAAAGCUUUUUCACGGAGUGAUAGUUUAAAGACACACAUGAGAGUCCACACAGGAGAGGAAAAAUAGAGCUGCAAUGUUUGUGACAAAAGAUUUAAAUGGUAUAAUCGUUUCAAAAGACAUAAGUGUGUUGGUCGUCAGCUGCUUUUGUAACUGUAAGGGAAUACAUUUGUCUAUUUUGUAUCCUGAUGACCUAAUGCCGUUACAUGUAAUACGUUACUCCCUAAGCCUGAUUUCACCCACCUGCAACCGAUUCGCUAAUAAUCACAAAUCUUCAUUUUCUUUGACCCCUUGACUCGACUAUUUCUUGUUUAAUAAUCGUUACAUCUCCUCAGGACCAAGUUCCUUUGUCCUGCCUUUCACUUGCUGUUUACCGACUGCUCAUUUAAGGUGGACUCACCUUUACAAGGGACCAGCUAGUCUUAUAAAGUGAUGCUAGACCAAAAACGUGCUGUUGGGCCAAAAACGGGCCCCGCACGGCUCUGCAUGCUUAAAGCGAGCUACCCGCUGCAGUGGAAACGCGACAUCAGUGUCUUAAUGCAAAUGUUUUGUAAAGUGACGCUAGACCAAAAACGUGCUGUUGGGUAGUGUGCUCUCUGCAGGACGGUGUCUGUACUCAAAUAUUGUUUAUGAAAUGAGAGCUUCAUUCCGUUUUUGUUGUCUAAACAACGCCAACAGUGCGAUACGUCUUCUUUCCAGCAGAUGGCAUACAUGUUAAAUCAUCCAGUUCAACUGUCAUCCACAUAUUAAUGAUUCAAAACAGCAAUGUGUAAGAUAUGGCUAGUAAUUGACCAUUUCAACAGAAUGUGAAGAGGUUACAGUCUUGAGGCCAUGUCCAAUAUGUUUAUGUUUUGUUUGAUUAAAUCUACUGAAAUGAGCAUUCAA
This is a messenger RNA of Gymnodraco acuticeps, 3412 nucleotides long. RefSeq names its product zinc finger protein 271-like. Lineage: Eukaryota; Metazoa; Chordata; Actinopteri; Perciformes; Bathydraconidae. The coding region runs from base 305 to 2596 and encodes 763 amino acids. Gene Ontology annotation, biological process: negative regulation of transcription by RNA polymerase II. The transcript is spliced from 2 exons. The record is from RefSeq and is a predicted model, not a curated record. Gene Ontology annotation, molecular function: DNA-binding transcription repressor activity, RNA polymerase II-specific.